AUGUCGUCGUUGUUGGAUCGUUUUUAGGGUUCAUCGCGUUUGGACGAAACGCAUACCGGGUUCAAGUCCAGUUUUCUCACCUCUUUUCCUUUUGUGUUCCAUUCUUCAGUUGGUGGUGUUUUUUUGUUUUUGUUAGUUUUCUUCUUUUCUUCUGAAGCCGCGUACAGCAACGGUAGGAAAAUACCUGUAUGUGAAGAAGCAGCAGAUUGAUUCUUCUUCCCCCCCAAAGAUUUGUGUGUAUGUGUUUGUAGUACCCAGUACACCAGUGUGAAGAUCGUUCUGAAGAAAUUCGCGAUCACUACCGGAAUAAGAUGGUGUAAGGUGGUCAUCGGCAUCGUGACAAUUGCUUAGAACAUAAUAACUCUUCACCAUUCGGAAGAGUGGCGUAAAACGAUAAUCCUAUAGUGUCGAUUGUGAAGAGAUUUGAUCGCGUUCGUAAGUUCGAAACCCUCUAUCAAAAACGAACUCUCUUUGUGUCUGUGACGGGACGACUUGGUGCUGAUUGUCCACUUUUCUAGUGAGCCAUUCGCAAGAGGGGGGAAAAGGAAAAGAACAUGAGAACGAAAAUUGCUUGCAAAGUGGACGAAUUUUGCACCGACUGUCAGGCAAGAAGCCGCCGUCGAUCGAUCGCCAGUUGUGCGUAGAAUUGUGCUUGUUUUGGUUCGUGUUCUGUUUUGUGGCGGAUUGAAUGAAUACCGAAAUGCACAAAGGGCCGCCCGGUUGGUAGCGCAUGUGGCGGAGGGAGAAACAACACCCCGCUGAAGCGACCAAAUGUGCAGUGCAGUGGUUUUUUUCCUUGUGAUCAAUUAGCAUCGAUCAAUGGGCAACGAAAAGUGUUUUGAAAAUAUCGAUAACUUGUUUUCUGUGUAUACAGGUCGUACCGCAGGCCGAAAGGUGUGAAGAUUAUUUUUACUAAACAAUUUGUAUCAGUGUCCGAGUGAAUGUUUAUUAAUUGCUUGAACCGGUUGGCGUUUAUUUUUUCUGCUGUUGGAUUACUUAUUGGCUGGUAAACGUACGUGCCAGUGGAAUGCAAGCCCUCUGAGGUGGAGAACUGCUAACGUGUGGAUAAUCGACGAUAUUGUAAUUUAGCAACUGUUGAAUAAUCGACUGGAGGAGGUGAUAACAAGCUUUCCGCGAGUGAGUCCGAUUACGUAGACCUUGCAACAGCAGCAGCAGCAGCAUGUACGACGCGUGUGAUAACGUGGAUGGGUUUUUAUCGUCUGCAAUCUGCUUCGUAUCGUAUUAAUCAAGCAAGUAGCGAACAGCGGUGCCAGUACGAGUAUUCGAUUAUGAUCUUUAUGCAUAAUGAAUCGAGCAGUUUGUUGUCAGUCAUAUGCAAAGUGGAACCCAGAGCUGGAGCCGCCGCAACAACAGUAGCGAAUAAUCGCAAUAAGUGCAUUCGUACAAUUUCCGGCUUUUCAGCUGCUGUUUUCCAUUAGCGGCAGCCAGUUUGGUUUGGUUUACUAGCGGAUACCAAUUAAUGCAAAAGUAUUGUGCGUGUGUGUGUGCCUGGGUAUGUACAUAUCGGAAUAAUUGCGGCCCGAAUCAAUCAGCUUUUUUGGGAACACACGCUUAAAAGCAUUCCGGACGUCAAAGUGCUUAUCGGGGGUAAUUUUCUCCCGAGUGGCCCCAUAAAUCGGUUCGGCGAAUAAAGCAGACGAGACCAGCUGAUACUGCCGCUGCUGCUCUGCUGGUGUCGGGAAAUAAAUUCACAGAAAGAUGUAGUGAGUGAGAGAGGGAGAGAGAGAUAACAAAAAGCGUUAGUUCGGAGAAAGUGAAAAUUCGUCCGGCAGUACCAGCUGGAAAAGUGGCGCACCGCGGUAAUUAAACAUUAUUAACUUAUAAAGUGAAUCAAAUUAUUAUCAUCAAACAAGAGAGUGCAAAACAAUUGUGUCCGUGUUUACCGAGAGCGCACGAAUGAAGAAGAAAAAGUAACUAAUUCAGGAAAAGUGUUACCCUUGAUUCCUGCCCACGCUAGCCCCUGCGAAGUGGCCGUAACGUAACAAGAGACCCCUCUCAGACAAUAACAUGGAAAUUGAUCUGUUAUUGUUAACUAAUGUCCAUGCGUGCAAAUGCGCUAAAAGCAUCUUCAUCAGCAGAAACAACAAUAGUUACAGCAACAUUCCAAGCGAAGGCGUCGACACCUAGAGUCUGUAAAACUUACACAAGUCUUUCGGAUCCGACAAUAACCUUCGCUCCGCCGACCGAAGGGGCAAACCAGAUCAGUCUUUCACCCUUAUGCAUAAUCAUAACCGUGGCUGCUUCGGCGGCAAGAUUUGAUUUAAUUAUCCAUCCUCGCUCCCUCCCGAACGAAGUUUUUUAAAACAAUAGCGUUUACUCCCUCGGUGGUAGCAGCAGGUGCUGCUAGUAGCUGAUCUUUUUAGUCCCACGACAACUAGGUGUGGGAGGAACAAUUAUCACCGCCGCACGGAACCGUGUCGCGUGUCUUGUCGAAGUUUUCAUUGAAGGCAACUCUCACCGUGGUGAUCUGGUUGUAAUCGCUCUUUCUCUCCGUAACGUUGUUGCUUGGGAGGGUUCUUCAGCGUACAACGUCAAGUGAGGGAAAAAAGGUCAACCCCACAGAGUUAGAGGCGCGCCGCGCGCCCGAAUGUGGAUGUAAAAAUGCUCCCCUUUGUGCAAUCAAGUCGAGAGUUUGCCCGCUGAAUAGCGUGAUCUUGUUCAAGUUAUCGGUCGGAAGUUGAGAAGAGCUCUCUUUGUCGAUCUUCACUUGAAUCAGAAGAAAAAGUUUGCGAAUGUGUACAGUGCUCGAGGAGAAGAAGUGUUCAGUGUGUAGUUUUGCGUACGUGAAGAUAUCCUCCUAACAAUGGAUCGGUUUACUGUGAACAAAGGACCGGCCAGCAACGUCGGCGGCGGCGGAACGACCUCCGAACGAGCUUCGGCUGGCAACGGUGCCCCCAACGCGGUGAGUCACAACAGCAACGACAACGGCGCUGGUGGAAACGUCAACGGUGGUAAUCCUAGCGCUCCCACCGGCAGCACCGGUGGAGGAAAGAUUCGCUCCAGCAUCACACCAACCAUUUCCGGACCGGCACCCGGCUAUCGGAAAUCGUUUCACCGAUCCGGGCCGGGAAGUGCCAGCGCUACUUCGGAUUAUAGUAUGUCUACUGUGGCGGAGUCGGUUCAGGAUGAGCAGCUGGGCACCAUCAGUCCGUCUCCUAGCACAGGUGGCAGCACAUUACAUCAACACACGAACGGUAGCCUCGGGCUGCAACCUGCGGGACCUCCUGGUGGUGGUGGUGUUGGCGGUGGCCAUAACAUACCGGGUCUGCCCGGAAUGGGCCUGCAAAACAACAGCAACCUGACCCAGGCUGGCCUGGAAGAGUACAGCCGAUCGUACUACGAGCAAACCAUGUACCACCAUCAGAAACAAUCUUCGUACGCCCAGUCGGAGGGAUAUCACAGCUACGUGUCUAGUUCGGAUUCCAGCUCGACGCCGUUUCUCGAUCGAUUACGCCAAGACAGUGACCUCUUGCUCUCCCGAUCGGCCCACAACUGGUCCCAGCAGGAUCUUCAGCAUCUGUCGUCGUCUAACAAUAGUAUUGCGGACAACAAUAGUUCCGAGAGCACUUCAUCGACGGAAACGCUCAAGUGGCUCGGAUCGAUGAGCGAUGUUUCGGAGGCCAGCCAUGCCACCAGUAUGUCCGCGUUGUCCAGUGCCGGUUCCACUUCUCAGCUGAUUGCGCACAGUUCGCGGGUUCGAACACCACAACGCCACAACUCCGAAAGCAUCCUGUUCAUGACAACCGACGAGCAACAGCAGCAGCAGCAACAGCAUCAGCUCCAUCAGAAACACCAGCAGCUUAUGGGUCAUCAGUCAUCGCUGGCCCUUGGAGUGAACUCGAUCGGAAGCUUGGUGUCCCAGUCGAUGGGAUCACUACACCUUCAUUCGCACCACCAGCAUCAGCUACAACAAUCGUCACUCGGUGGUCAUCAUAGUGUCCAAACCUCCCCAAACGGUGGGCAAACGCAAUCACAACAUCAACACCAGCAGCAGCAGCAGCAACAGCAGCUUAACAGUCCAUCCAGCAGUUCAUCUGGUGGAUCGCCGAUUGGGGAGGGAGAUCUUCGCUUUCAACACCGAACCUCGUCCAGCGCGUCGCUAGCGUCGUCCGCUUCGGCUCCGGCAGCGGUGGCGACUGGCAGUGGAAACUCAGCUGCUAGCAACGGUUCGAUCCGAUCUAGUCGUAGCAAUAAUCGGCUGUUUCCUAUCAGCACCUACACCGAGAUUCCUAACACUAGCAGUAGUAGUUGUAGCAAUAGCAAUAGUAGCCCUAGUGGACACAACGCAUUCGGCGGCUGUUUGACACCGGCCGGAAUCCCGCUAGUUGAUGGAUCUAAACAACUCAGCCCGCAUAAUUGGCAAUCUGUAGCUGAUCGUAUUAACGAAUUGGAAAAACACCAACAGCAGGGGAUUUCCCUACUGAACAGUAGCAAUAGCAGUCUCCAUUCCUCUUCCUCCUCGAUUGGUGUCAAAAAUCUAAGUCAUACAGCAACUAAACAGCAGCAGCAGCAGCAGCAGCAGCAACUUCAACAACAACAGCAAAAGUAUACGUAUUUCGAUCCAUCUAAAACGCAUCGAGUUUCGAACCCUUCGCUAAAAGCGUUCCAGAAAAACGCUGUGAUAUCCUACUUCGAACGGCAGCAAGCACACGCCCGCGAAAGUAGCCACAAUCUGACCCGACCGACGACGUUAAACCUUCAGCAACAGCAGCAGCAGCAGUAUCAGUCGGGAUCACCGCCAUCCCACAAGUCGGUUUCGCAACGUUCCUCCAUUUCCAGUGCUUAUUCGUCGUCGGGAAGCACCAUGGAUCUGGCGCCGUCCUCGCACUCCUCGCUCGUUGGCAACUAUCACCACCAUCCAAGUUUGCUGCACUCGCCCGCCAGUAUAGCGGCCCAGCAGCAGUUGGACAAAAUCGCCGCCAACAAUCUGCGCAAUCAGCUGGCUUCCGUCCACACGAUGAACUUGCUCAACAAGGUGCAAUCACCCCAGACGGCUCAGCUGAUCGAGUCGCAGAUUAUUAGCAACGCUACCCUGAUCCUCACCGCCAACGGCACCAACGGAACGGAACGAAUCGAUGGGACAUCCAGCAGUGGUCCGCAAUCGCCGGAAGAUCCACCACAGCUCAAUGCUAAUGUGUCUCCCCCGCCACCGCCACCACGAUCCCGAUCGAAUGGAGUGCCGGUCAUCAAUAGUGCCGCCGGCAGUAUGGCAACAGCCAGUUCCACGCAUGCCGCUCAUCUGGCGACGGUUCGAAGAACCUCCUCCGCAUCAGAAUACUCGUCAAUUCGUGAUAAAAUGAUCCAGCAACGGCAGCAACUGUCGAAGGAUUUGCUUGGCCCAAUGAUAAUGGGUCCGAUUAUCGCCCUCGAUGACUGGGUUCCCGAGCGGCCUCCGAAAAACCCGAUGCUUCGCAUACCGAGCCCCGAACUGCCUCCUCCACCGCCGGUAAUCAGUCCAACCGAGGACGUAAUUCUACUGAAUCAAGACGAACCACUUCCACCCCCGCCACCGGAAAUCUUGCGGCACAUUCGACAACUCAGUGAUUCAUCGGAAACCCGGUCAAACUCCGCCAGUCGACGGAACAGUUUCGCCGGUCAAUCCAAUAAAAAACCACUCUACCGGGCGUCAACCUUGGAAAAUCUCUCCCCACCCCCACCAUCAGGAGCACAGCAACAGGUGCAGAUCAGUCAACUGAUCAUUCCACCCGCGGUCCCCAAAAAGCCCCAAUCGGUGGAGCAGCACGUCAUAUACCGGCGACCAUCCUCCAGCAUGUCCAAAUCACACCACAUGCAGCACGGUGGAGGUGGUGGCGUCGCUAAUGUCGCUAAUGGAACGAACGCCAUCCAUCAAGCGCAUCGCAUCAUGGUAAAUGGAAAAUCCGACCAGAGGCACUCGCUUCCGAUGCCGUUGCAUUCGCCAUCGCCACAACAACCGCAACCGCAGCAGCUGCAGCAGUUCGUUCCCCGCCAAAACGAUACUCGAGUCUCGAUGCGGAAGCGAUCGCACAAUUCCCACCAAAUUCCGGUGGCCGAAUAUCUGCUGAAAGCCGCUCAGCUUCAAAACGGCACCACCCAAUCUGUCCCAACCGCCAACAGUAGCAUCAACACCGUCGGAUUAGCGGCGAAUGGCGUACUGACCGCGCCACCACCCCCUCUGAAGCCAAGAAUGUCGAACGUUCAAAGCCAGCAGCUGGCGCCACCACAUGGCCACGAGGGCUUCAACGGAGGACAGCUGAUCUCCAUGGGAAGUAAAAGCACUGGCCGCGACUAUCAGGUCAACAGUGAUUACAACAACAACAGUCUUCCCGAUCCACCACCAAAAUCGUCUCGUUCGGCGUCACCUCAACGGCAUCGCUAUGGAAACGUUCUCGGCUACAACGACAACGGCAGCAGCGAUGACGAAGACGGAGACGGUUUGGCAAGGUUCCUCGACUGCCGGGGACACUCGGCGGCUCAUUCCGGCGACUCUCGGUACAACCGCGGCUGGAGCAACUCCAAGGCUUCGUAUCUGCCUCGCCAACCCCGGGACAAACUCCACUCGGAUCCCGAUCAUGGCAGCUACAAACUCACGUUGACCUCCAACGAGGACAGCAUCAACCACAACGACGUCUUCUCGGAGGAAAUUAUCACCUCUUCCAAGUGUAACCUGCCGGAUGUCUUACCGCCUGGGGUCAAGUAUUCACUAUAUUCCAACAACAAUAACAACACCACCAACAACAACAUCAGCAGCAGUGCCACUAAUGGAAAAAUGAUCGGCAAGCCGCCGAAGACAAUUUCGCACAGUGCGCCAAUAAUUUCCACCAACAGUCUGAAAUCGAUGUUUAAUUUCACGCCACAGCAGCCACAGCAAAAUCAGGUCACGCCUCCCAGCGCUUCCUCGCCGGUAACGCCUCCUCCUCCGUACAGCGCCGCCACCAAGCAACAGUCUCCCCUGCAGCCCGGAAGCCCCACUAAUCAGGCAAUCAGCCCCAAAUACACGUCCCAGUCUACGUUCGAUCUAAAAAAGACGCAAAUUCUCGACACGAAAUAUCUGACUCAAAGCCCGGCCCAGAUCGGACUGCCACCAAUACCAAAUCAGCAGCAGCAGCCGAAUGCGAAUGAGCAGAUCAAUAAUACCAAUUAUCUCAAUCACCAGCACAGCACCAACAAUAGCUGCAGCCAACAAACUGUAAAUAAUUAUAAUGAAAUUUCAGAAAAAUCCGAUAGCUUCGAGUCGAACAUUAGCACCAGCACAUGCACCGUUGAGCCGCCGCCAGUGGUGGAAGCAAACCACAACAAUAACAACACUAACACCAAGACCAGCGCCAUUCAGUCUUCUUCGACACACGAUGGUUUUUCGGCCAAAGAGGAAGAAGCCACGAUCAGUAGUAGCAACAACUCAACCUGUGCGGAAGCAAACCCAUCGGACGUACCAAGCACGUGCGAAGAAUCGCAACCUUCUACUGCACCGAUCGCGCUGGAACGUGUCACCAAAGAGAUCAACCUGGAACCGGUGCACACGAGCGAUCCGUGCACACCCGCGAAAAUAGUUCAACGCACAGAAAUCGUACUUCGAGUAGCGGCACCCACAACGGAGGCAUCCUCGCAAACGGAUGACGAUUUGGUGCUGAUCGGUGACCACCACCAGCAGCAGCCACAGCCGCAGCAGCAACACCACGGUAGUCCACGGUCACCCAUCUCCGGAAAUCUGCUUUCGGUCGGUGUUGCCGCACUGGUAAUCGAUCAUCAACCGAACCCCCUCGGAGGUGUCAGCAAACAUUCGGUGUCCACCUCGACCUCAUCGUCACCACCCACCACUCCAACUAACGGGAAAGCCUCCGGGAGCUUUUUCGCCAAGGCUGCCCCCCGCAAGGUGCACCCGGAGGAAAUCGACUGUGAUAAGCUGUCGCACGAUCUAAUUAGUCAACUGUCGCCCUCGGACAAGCUACACACCAUACUGGCUCCCAAGACGUUCAAAUCAUCCUCCGACUAUGUUUCUGAUCUGUACAACAUCCAAAUAGCGCCCCGCCCGAUGAAGAAGGAUGUCUCAACGACGACACCGGAAGCGAGCCCGCAGAAAAGCCCGCUGGACAUUCUCACCACCAAUUCCACCUACUUUCAAGUAUCGGAACCUAAGGCGAAGCUGAUGACGCGCUACAGCCGCGAGAUGACGCUGAUUAAUGGCGACUGCUGUGAUCUUACCAAGAAAAAGGAGGAACUGGUUCAGCGGCUCGGCAAAAAGUUACUAGUCCUGUCGAACGAACAAACGAGCAUUGCGGAGGAAAGCAACGCCAACGAUAUGCUCGGCAACGACGUCGCCCUCAAGGUGGCCCAGAAGGUUCGACCGACCGAUGCGUCCAAGUUCCGUUCCUACGUCGACGAUGUCGGCUACAUCACGAUGCUGCUGCUCUCGCUGUCCGGCCGGUUGGCCCGAACGGAUAACGCCCUGCACAACAUAGACGAUUCUCAUCCCGACAAGAAGAUCCUCGAAGCCAAACGGGAUCGGCUGCUGGAGCAGUUGGACGAAGCCAAGCAGCUAAAAGACGACAUCGAUCGGCGUGGUGCAAUCAUCUCCAAAAUACUGGAGAAAACCCUCACCAUCGAGGAGUAUGCGGACUACGAUUAUUUCAUCAACAUGAAAGCGAAACUGAUCGUAGAUUCCCGGGAGAUAGCGGACAAAAUAAAGCUUGGUGAGGAGCAGUUGGCCGCCCUCAAGGAUACUCUGGUACAGAGCGAAUGCUGACGGACCAAGUGAGCCGCAUCUUCUGCUGCCUAUUUCUGUACAUAAUCCUCCCACUAGUGGUGCCUACAGAUUUACGUGUUUUAUGUCUUUAUUCUAUGUAAGCAAACUAGUAUUAGCAUCUAAAAUGGUUAACUCUUCGAACCUUCACUGCGAGAAGAGGUAAAAUAUUAUUCGAUCGGCUGUUGAGUAGGAACUAAAAGUAAAAUACUUCUGGAUGUAAAGCGAUAACCCAGGAGAGCUCGCCUUUACCGUGUUAGACUCUCAAAUGAUGUACAUUCUGUAGAUACUAGCUAGUAAGCCUUGUGCGAAAAUUUAUUCGGCAAUCAAACUACGAAAAAAAACAGACAAUCAAAGAAACACUCACCAUUUAGGCCAAAAAGAAAAUAACAAAACAAAAAUUUAACUGGACGCGACUUGGAUGCGUCGUCAGGCGGCGAACGCUGCCACCUUGAAACGGCAUUUGAAUUCGAUAGCUGUUAAGUGAAUAGUAACCCUGCCGCUGAAUUUUUUAGCUGUUUGAUAAGGCAAAAAGUUCUUGCAUUUCAAUGUAUGAUGUUGAAAUUCAAAGAGUUUUUAAGUGCACUCUGUUUCGCGUUUCGUUUUCCCUUUUUUCUCCCGUUUGUUUGCACCCGCGUUUUUAUUUCUCUCCUCGGUAUUUUUUUCUCCUAUCUCGGUGGAUGGCUCUACUAAUCUACACCCUCCGUCGUUUUUUUGUUCUUCGAUGUGUGCCGUGCCUUAUUUAGUAGUACUGAACGUCGUUCGUCACUUUAACCAAAUGAGCGAAGUUUGGUUCAAAUGUGAACUGCUCUGAUGUGGAUAAACUUUCACACUGCGGUUGAGAAGAACAGUUCACUGCUGUUAGACUAUUUCCACAUCCUAGAUAAUAUGUUGUCGAUCAAGUUAUUAAUCCAGCAGCAAUAAAUGAGUAUUUUUUUUAAGACUGUGUUUCGAUCCUGGUGCUAAGCGAAACACACACAUUAGCACUGUUCACUCUUAUUCGCGUUUCGAUUUUAGUUGAUUCAGAAAAGUGAACACAGCGUCGCAAUGAGUUUCUAAGUAAUAGUUGAAACAUUAUUCUACUGUUUAUUUGUGUACACUUUCCUUAUUAGCUAUCUAGUUAGAUCAUCAUAAUGCGAAUCGUCAGUAAGCAAGUACAUAUCUAGAUCUAGUAGUUAAGCUGUAGGAAAAUCGUGGAAAAAAUUUAAAAAAUUUAAUGUGAUGUUACUUACAAGAUAAACUAUAUUAUUUACGACUUUUUAUGUGUAUUCUCCUAGAGCGUAGAGUCUAUUAUCAAAGUAUAAACCGACACUCUGUCCGAACCUGUCUUUUAUAUGUGUGCAAAUUAACUAAACGUAGUUUCUCAAUUGAAUUGUGUCAAAACAAGUGUUUCCCUUCACUUGAUACUUAACAGUCUUCGCUGUGUCAAGAAAUAAUAAAAAUAUAUUUGCUUGAAAGUUAAAAGAAAA
This is a messenger RNA of Wyeomyia smithii (pitcher-plant mosquito), 10209 nucleotides long. Its product is annotated as protein Shroom. Gene Ontology annotation, cellular component: cortical actin cytoskeleton; adherens junction; apical junction complex. The record is from RefSeq and is a predicted model, not a curated record. Gene Ontology annotation, molecular function: actin filament binding. Lineage: Eukaryota; Metazoa; Arthropoda; Insecta; Diptera; Culicidae. The transcript has 13 exons. Gene Ontology annotation, biological process: actin filament organization. The coding region runs from base 2825 to 8743 and encodes 1972 amino acids.